AUGACGGCAACCCACCAUCCGCGCCGGGGCCCGUCCCGAUGGCACUUCGACAUCGACAAGCACCUGAACCCCUUCUUCCCGCCCUCCGCGCUACCCUAUUUACCCUCCCCGGUGGCCCAUUUCCUCGGAUACCGCACCCACGCGCCACCGCCCUCGCUCGGCAACCUGGCCAUGAUCUUCUGGGCCGUCGUCGGCGUGUUUAGUUCCCUGGCCAUCAUCGGCGCCGUCGCGCAAGAGGUGCCCGCCUUCCAGAGCCGCGCGGUGCCCAUCAUCAUCGGCAGUUUUGGCGCCGCAGCCGUCCUAGAUUUCUACGCCAUCGAGUCGCCCCUCGCGCAACCGCGCAACGCCAUCCUGGGCCAACUGGUCUCGGCGCUCGUGGGAAUCGUCAUCUGCAAGCUCUUCGCCUUAUCGCCGCACUUUGAGGCCGUCCGCUGGCUGGGCGCGUCGCUGGCAUGCGCCCUCGCCACGGCGGCCAUGGCCCUCACGGGCACCGUGCACCCGCCCGCGGGCGCCACCGCGCUGAUGGCCGUGCUGGACCCGAGCGUCUCGGCGCUGGGCUGGUUCCUGUUCCUGCCCCUGCUGCUGGGCUGUGCGCUCAUGCUGGCCGUCGCGCUGCUGGUCAAUAAUAUCCAGCGGAGGUUUCCGUACUACUGGUGGAGUCCUGGCGAGACGGGGCUAUUCUGGGAGCAGCGGAGGGGAGGGAGGAUUGAGACGGAACCUUGUGAAAAAAGGGAGAAGGUGGGAGGAGGAGGGGUUGGUGUUGGGGAGCGGAAGAAGGGGAGGGAUGAGGGGGAGGAGUCGUCGGGUAGUACUAGUACUACUAGUGGUUCGACGGCCGGCGGCGAUGUGGAGAGCAAUAUGGGCAGUACAGGGCAGCUGGCCAGGACGGUUUCGGUUAUGAGUGGCCGGGGCCCGGAGAUCGUGAUUAGACGUGGGGUGGUCAAGAUUCCGGAGAGUCUGAGUCUUAGACCGGAGGAGAUCCUCUCGCUGGAGAUGCUCAGCGAGCGGUUGUGA
Chaetomium strumarium is the source of this 1014-nucleotide messenger RNA. RefSeq names its product HPP family-domain-containing protein. The transcript has 2 exons. The coding region runs from base 1 to 1014 and encodes 337 amino acids. The record is from RefSeq and is a predicted model, not a curated record. Lineage: Eukaryota; Fungi; Ascomycota; Sordariomycetes; Sordariales; Chaetomiaceae.